AUGAGGUUCUCAGUUGGAGUUCAAGCAUUGAAAAUAGCUGAUAUUUAUGCCAGUAUCUUUUAUAAUCAAUCGUUAAUUGAAAAUAAUGAUCAUCAAUUUGUCUGCAAAUGUAUCAAGCCUGGAACAUUCGGAAAGUAUUGCCAGUAUCAAUUGACACAUGAUGUAACAGCAUUUAGUGCAGCCAUCAAUAUUCAAUUUAAGCAAAAGGAAACUGGCGAUCCAUGGAAUACUCAAAAAUAUGGAAAAAUUCUUUGCUAUGAAACACUGUCUUUGCAAUCCUAUAAACUCUGUCUCGAUUGGCGAGAUAUUUGCGAUGGUAAUCCACAGUAUGUCAAUGGUCUUGAUGAAGAAAAUUGUGACAAGUUGGAAUUCAAUGAAUGUGAAGAUGAUGAGUUUCGAUGCACAAAUGGUAUGUGCAUUCCGGAAGAAUUCUGGCUUGAUGGUGUUUAUGAUUGUAUGGAUUGGUCUGAUGAAUAUAAUAUUGAUUUAGGACAAUCAUGUUCUUUCCAAGCAAAAUCUAUUGAAUGUGAUGAACAUUUGUGUCAUCCGAACGCGUACUCAUGCGGUGAUGGACAAUGUAUUGAAUGGUUCACUCGACUCGUAUUUCAACGGGAAGUCUCACCAGGAAAGGACUGUUAUAAUAAACGAAAUCUAAAUUUUAUGUGUGAGGCAAGUCAAGAUCAACCUUCUUGGACAUUAGAAGAUGGAUUGUAUUCACGAGAGAAAGGUUACGAUGAUUUGCGAUAUCCACCGUUUCAUAUGAUGAAUUCUUCAAAAUUAACUUCUAACGAAAAAUGUCAAUACCUAUUUCAAUGCAUUUUAUCAAAUAAUUUCGAGCACGAUUGUUCUUGUGAUCAGUUUAAUUGCUCACAAAUAAUGAUGCAUUUUUGCUCAUUUAAUUUGCUGAUUUUGUAUCCUCCUCGAGGAUUGAUCAACGACAAUUUAGUGUCCAUCUUCAUCUAUUAUGAUUUCGAGAAGAAAUCACUUGUUAAUUUAGUCGGCGUCACUGGUCAAAUCAAAUGUCGAGGAUAUCACUUUAGUACUAUUAAGACGGAAUAUUUACCUCUUGCACUUGUAUUUUCAAUCCGUCAUAUGCAUUACUUUCUUUGUGCCAUAAGUGAAUAUAUAUCAAUGGCUAUCGAGAUAAUUCAUCACGUUUUCAAUAUGAAAAAAAUUGCUGGAAUGAAUUUCGAACAUUUAAUGAUCGACCUUAUGCUGUUUUUUUCUGGUGUGUGCAAUACAAGUCGAGAAUGUAUUUCACAAUAUCGAAUUCAUAAUGGAUAUUAUGACUGUAUUGAUAAAGAAGAUGACUUCAAACAUUUCGAGAAAGACUAUUGUACUGGUAACGUUAAACGACACCGUUUUCAAAGUUUUAAUAAUGAACACAAAUGUCUAUCAAUUUCAUAUUUGGGUUCAGGAAAAAAUGAAUGCUCAAACGGUUAUGAUGAAAUAUGGUACGAUACUGGUAAUGCUAUUGCACAGGAAAUCAAUUGUAAUGAAGAAAACGAUGCAGGUUGUGGUCGAUUAAGAGAGUAUAUUCGAUUGUCAUCAAUCAGCAAUAUUUCAUUGCUUGAGCGUCAAGACAAAAUGUCAACUCAUCAAAUAUCUUUUUAUGUAUAUUGCAAUAGUUUCUGGAAUCUCAAUAAUCACAUCGAUGAAUCGAGUUUUGCAUGCAAAUAUUGGACAUGUCAACAUUAUGAAUAUGAAUGUCAAACCGGACAAUGUAUUCAACUUGAUUGGGUAUGCGAUGGUGAAUGGGAUUGUGCAGAUGCAUCUGAUGAAGAAGCUAUUGUACUCAUCAAUACUUGGUCAGCACACAAUGCCAACCUUUCUGGUUUGAAUAAUAAAGUGAUGGAAUGUCGUAAACGAUACUUUCAAUCCCCAUUUUCUACCAAAUGCAAUACUUCAUUUGAAUAUGGAUGCUAUCGAUCAGGAGUAUUAAAUCCAUUGGACAUUGACUCUUAUCGACCAUGCAUCAAUCUUACUCAGAUUGGUAAUAAUGUCGAAGAUUGUUACGGUAGUAAUGACGAAAAAAAAUACAUUGGAAGUUAA
Molecule: messenger RNA, 2052 nt
Organism: Rotaria sp. Silwood2
Lineage: Eukaryota; Metazoa; Rotifera; Eurotatoria; Philodinida; Philodinidae
Source: the annotation of a GenBank genome assembly